GUCGCUGUUGGAAGAGCGAGGAAUAGUUGUGUAGAAAGAGGCGGAGGGAACCAGACGGACCCCUCCAAAAAACCGAGAAAAACGUUGGAUCGAUUAAUCCACACGGACACCAUCUCGACGGGUCUGUAAGCAGUUUAUGGCGAGAGAAGGAAGGAAGGAGGAAGAGGAGAAGAAGAAGAGGAGCACAGUGCGACUUAGAAGAGGAGGAGGAGUCGUUUGGGGACAGACGAGAAAAAUAAAGCAAAGUGGGGGAAAAAGCCAGCAGGACGUUUGGAGGGGAGAGAGAGCCUGAGAAAGAGAAGAGGAGAAGAGAGGAGAAGAGGGGAGGGGAGAGGAGAGGAGAGGAGAAAACGCCCUGCUGUUGCUGCUGCUGCUGGUGGUGGUGCUGGUGGAAGUGGAUCCAUCCUCUAAAUAAAAAAAUAAUGCAAAACUUUUGAGGCCUGAGGCCAGACAUGGGGUCAGAAGUUGACCCUUCUUAGUCCUGCAACUUUCUCAGAAGUUUCUGGGCUCUGGUCUGUUGGUUUCUGUGGCUGAGCUGCUCUUUCUGCUCGAUUGGUUUUCGGUUCCUCGAUCCUGGAUCGUGCCAGAGAGUUUGGGGAGGGAGGUGGAGGCGGAGGAGGCGGCUGCUCUAGGCGCUCUAGGCCCCGGCAGCCCGGAGUAAGCGAACACCUUCCUAUAUAUUAUUUAAUGCCAGGGCUGAGAGGGACUUAGGCGCGGGCUGCGAUGUCUCCUGGAGCGGAGAGGAGGAUGGAAAACAGGCUGAAGAAGCUGGAGGCCCUGAUCAGGGACCCCAGGUCCGCCAUCAACUUGGAGAGCUUGCUGGACGCCAUGAAUGCCCUGGUUCUGGAUCUGGAUUUUCCGGCCUUACGCAAAAACAAGAACAUAGAAACCUUCUUGAACAGAUAUGAGAAAGUCAUGUCUCACAUUCGGGAGCUGCAGAUGAAGCAGGAGGAUUUUGACAGAGUGAAGGUGAUCGGCAGAGGAGCGUUUGGAGAAGUACAGUUGGUGAGACAUAAAGCCUCUCAGAAGGUUUAUGCCAUGAAGCUGCUGAGUAAGUUUGAGAUGAUCAAGCGUUCGGACUCGGCUUUCUUCUGGGAGGAGCGGGACAUCAUGGCGUUUGCCGACAGCCCCUGGGUCGUGCAGCUGUGCUGUGCCUUCCAGGAUGACCGUUAUCUGUACAUGGUGAUGGAGUACAUGCCGGGUGGAGACCUGGUAAACCUGACCAGUACAUAUGAUGUUCCAGAGAAGUGGGCAAAGUUCUACACGGCCGAAGUGGUCAUGGCUCUGGACGCCAUCCACUCCAUGGGCUUCAUCCACCGCGACGUCAAACCAGACAACAUGCUGCUGGACCGCAACGGCCACCUCAAACUCGCCGACUUCGGCACCUGCAUGAAAAUGGACUCGACGGGUAUGGUGCACUGCGACACGGCGGUGGGAACGCCAGACUACAUCUCGCCCGAGGUGCUGAAGUCCCAGGGAGGAGACGGCUACUACGGCCGAGAGUGCGACUGGUGGUCUGUAGGAGUGUUCAUCUUCGAGAUGCUAGUGGGUGAUACUCCAUUCUACGCGGACUCACUGGUGGGGACCUACAGUAAAAUUAUGGAUCACAAGAACUCUCUGAACUUCCCUGAUGAUGUGGAGAUCUCUAAGGAGGCCAAAGGCAUUAUCUGCGCUUUCCUGACAGACAGGGAGGUUCGCUUGGGCCGUAAUGGUGUGGAGGAGAUUAAGCGUCACCCUUUCUUCAGAAAUGACCAGUGGACCUUUGACACGAUCAGAGACACGGCAGCUCCGGUGGUGCCAGAGUUGAUCAGCGAUAUCGACACUAGCAAUUUCGACGAGAUCGAAGAGGACAAAGGAGACGUGGAGACAUUUCCCACGCCUAAAGCUUUCGUGGGGAACCAGCUCCCCUUCGUCGGCUUCACCUACUUCAAAGAAGACCAGUUGUUGAGCGCCUCCAACAGUUCAGCAGAACAUCCUACAAAGGGAGAGGACAGUGUUGCAAUCCAGAAGAAGCUUCACUGCCUGGAGGAGCAGCUCAAUAACGAGAUGCAGGCCAAAGAUGAGCUGGAGCACAAGUACAGGACAACCAGUGGACGACUGGACAAAAUCACCAAAGAGCUCGAAGAAGAGAUUAACAGUAGGAAGGUUUUGGAGUCUUCUCUGAGGCAGCUGGAGAGAGAGAAAGCUCUGCUGCAGCACAAGAGUGUGGAGAGCCACAGAAAGGCUGAGAGUGAAGCAGAUCGCAAACGCUGCCUCGAAAACGAAGUGAACGGUCUGAGGGACCAGCUGGAGGAGAUGAAGAAGAGGAACCAGAAUUCUCACAUUUCCAACGAGAAAAACAUCCACCUGCAGAGACAGCUGGACGAAGCAAAUACUCUGUUGCGCGCCGAGUCAGACGCUGCGACGCGGCUGCGGAAGGCGCAAACCGACUCCAGUAAACAGCUGCAGCAGCUGGAGACGCAUGUGAGGGAGCUGCAGGAUAAGUGCUGUCUGCUGGAGAGCAGCAAGCUGGCUCUGGAGAAAGAUUACAUCGGUCUGCAGGCCGCACUGGACACAGAGACGCGCGAACACACGCAGCGCUCCGAGACCAUCUCCGACCUGCAGGCACGCCUCUCCAGUCUCGAGGAUGAGGUGAGGCAGGCGAGACAGGCUCUGUCCAAAGCAGAGAGUGAAAAGCGGCAGCUACAGGAGAAACUCACAGACCUGGAGAAGGAGAAGAGCAAUAAGGAGAUUGAUAUGACGUAUAAGCUGAAGGUGCUGCAGCAGAGCCUGGAGCAGGAGGAGGCGGCCCACAAGGCCACGAAAGCCCGUCUGGCGGACAAGAGCAAGAUCAGCGAGUCCAUCGAGGGAGCCAAAUCUGAGGCCAUGAAAGAGCUGGAGCAGAAGCUGCAGGAGGAACGUGCCUCUAAGCAGCGUGUGGAGAACCGGCUUCUGCAGCUGGAGAAGCAGAACUCCAUGCUGGACUGCGACUACAAGCAGGCCCUGCAGAAGCUCGAGGAGCUGCGCAGACACAAGGACAGACUCAAUGAAGAGGUGAAGAACCUCUCUCUGAGGAUUGAGCAGGAGAUCCAGAAGCGCAGCCUGACCCAGAAUGACCUGAAGGUCCAGAACCAGCAGCUGAGCACGCUGCGCACAUCAGAGAAGCAGCUCAAGCAGGAGAUCAACCACCUGCUGGACAUCAAACGCAGCCUCGAGAAGCAGAACACGGAGCUGCGCAAGGAGCGUCAGGAUGCCGAUGGUCAGAUGAAGGAGCUGCAGGAUCAGCUGGAGGCAGAGCAGUAUUUCUCAACACUCUAUAAGACUCAGGUGCGGGAGCUGAAGGAAGAGUGUGAGGAGAGGAAUAAGCUGUAUAAGGACAUGCAGCAAACCCUGCAGGAGCUGCAGGAGGAGAGGGACUCUCUGGCCGCUCAGCUGGAGAUCACCCUGACGAAGGCGGACUCGGAGCAGCUGGCUCGCUCCAUCGCUGAGGAGCAGUACUCUGACCUGGAGAAGGAGAAGAUCAUGAAGGAGCUGGAGAUCAAGGAGAUGAUGGCCAGACACAGGCAGGAACUGGCAGAGAAGGACAUCACCAUCAGCUCAUUGGAGGAAGCGAACCGCACGCUGACGAGUGACGUGGCGAACUUGGCAAAUGAGAAGGAGGAACUUAACAACAAGCUGAAGGAGGCACAGGAUGACCUGCAGAAGCUGAAGGAUGAUGAGCAGUCCAUCACUCAGAUGAAGCUGGCUUAUGAGAAGCAGCUGCAGUCAGAGAGGACCCUCAAAACACAGGCUGUGAACAAGCUGGCCGAGAUCAUGAACAGGAAGGAGGUGCGUGGCGGCGGUAGUCGCCGUGGAAACGACACGGAUGUCAAGAGGAAAGAGAAAGAGAACAGGAAGUUGCAGCUGGAGCUGCGUUCAGAAAAGGAGAAACUCAACAGCACCAUCAUUAAAUACCAGCGAGAGAUCAACGACAUGCAGGCGCAACUGGCGGAGGAGUCGGUGAUGCGGGUGGAGCUGCAGAUGGCUCUGGACAGCAAGGACAGCGAUAUCGAGCAGCUCCGCGGCCUCUUAAACUCCCUCAACGUCCACUCCCUCGACUCGGCCAGCAUGAGCAGCGGCCCCGAUUUCGAAACGGAUGAGUCACUACCAGAGACGAGACUGGAGGGCUGGCUGUCUCUUCCUGUGAGGAACAACACCAAACGCUUUGGCUGGGAGAGAAAGUAUGUUGUGGUGAGCAGUAAGAAGAUCCUCUUCUACAGCAGCGAGCAGGAUAAAGAGCACUCCAAUCCCUGCAUGGUGUUGGACAUAGAUAAACUCUUCCACGUUCGAUCCGUCACGCAGACAGAUGUGUACCGCGCUGACGCUAAAGAGAUUCCCCGAAUAUUUCAGAUCUUGUAUGCUAAUGAGGGCGAGAGUAAGAAGGAGCAGGAGCUGGAGCCUCUGCCCAUCGGGGAGAAGUCCAGCUACAUCUGCCACAAGGGUCACGAGUUCAUCCCCACCCUCUACCACUUCCCCACUAACUGUGAGGCCUGCACCAAACCCCUGUGGAACAUGUUCAAGCCACCUCCAGCCCUGGAAUGCCGAAGAUGCCACAUCAAGUGCCACAAAGACCACAUGGACAAGAAGGAGGAGGUCAUCGCACCAUGUAGAGUGAACUACGACGUGUCUACAGCCAAGAACCUGCUGCUGCUGGCUGCAUCUCAGGAAGAGCAGCAGAAAUGGGUCAGCAGGCUCGUCAAGAAAAUCCCCAAAAAGCCGCCUGCGCCGGAGACAAUCCACCGCUCCUCUCCUCGUGUCCCCGUUAAAGUACAGGCGAGCCAGUCUAUGAGGAGACCCAGCCGACAGCUACCAGCCAGCAAACCCAGGGCUGUGCACAACUCUAAGGAGCCUACAGCGCCCCCUCCAGGCAGGGAGAAAUUCAUCUACCACAAGGGUCAUGAGUUUAUGCCCACUCUCUACCACUUCCCCACCAACUGUGAAGCCUGCACUAAACCCCUCUGGAACAUGUUCAAGCCUCCUCUGGCUCUGGAGUGCCUGCGGUGCCAAAUCAAGUGCCACAAAGACCACAUGGACAGGAAAGAGGAGGUUCUGAGACCUUGCACUCCGACCAAAUUCAACCCCGAGUUUGCAACUGGGUGAAAGUAGCUGGAUGAGGAGUUUCUUUGUAGCGCUAACACAUUCAAAAUGAGCUGGAGCUGAAGAGGUCUCAAUCGCAGCAUGAGUCUUCUGGCACUGUAUGAGGCAUCCAUUCAGGAGUUUCAUACAAGGCAUCUUCUAAAAAAGGCCAUCAGUAGAAAUGGCACACGGGUUACUUCAGCUCCGGUUCAUUUUCCAAAUUUGCACGCUGUGGGAACGGCUACUUUAAUGGUGCACUGGUGAUCUCUCGUGAACUCAGCAUCCAUGGCAUGUUCUUUGCCACUAACAAUGCGUAGAGUUGCUUUGUGUUCAGUUUGGCACAACUUGACGCCUAUUUGGGGGCUGAAACGUAGAUGUAGAUACUGGAACUUUCAGAUUCCUUUAUUCAGAUUCAGAUACAAAACUUAAAAAAAAAAGUUAAAUCAACAAUUCCAACAUUCUUGAUUUUUCAAAAAUGUUGAUUAGACUCAUUUGAUAGUGAUCACUUAGAUUUCAGAAGCUAUUUAUUUACAGACUUAUUUACUCUUAGCCUUUCUGAUUUCGGCUGGAUCCUUGUUGAGCUUUGCCGACAAGGUUGAGGGAAAACUCAGGGUUUUAGAAUAAAGUGUUGAGCCUCCCAGAUCCAGGUAGCAUCCUGUAGCUGACCAUGGCUUGCCUCUACUGGAGAACCUUUAGCAGUGGAGUUCCCUCUUUGUAGGCUGAAUCUCGGCGCUCUUCCUCCCUUGCAGGGUUCUAGAUGUGGGCCAUGAGGACUGGCAUUGGGCUUUGGAUGAGGUCGAUGAUGAUGAUGAUGUUGAAAACGCAUUUAAUUUCUAAGCAGCAUGCAGGGUCGAAUCAUGGUAACCGCUGACCAGAAUGAUUGCGAAUGUUUGCGCUUGCGGUGGGUUGCGGCUGCCACUGGAGCGGACCCUGGCUCGUCUGCUUCUUUUAGUGGGUGCUGCUGCCAAGUUGGUGUGGAGAACUUGGCAGAAGUUGGUAGAACCUGCUGAACCUGUCCAAACAUCCUCUCUUUCUCAUCUAACCGACUGUAUUUUAAAGGAAUAAGUUGAUCAAAUGAAAUCAAAUGUACACAGUUUUGCCCGUCUGCAGGGUUCCUCGUGGUUCUAAAUAGAGCCGUUUGCUUUAUUAAAGAACUCCUGAAGAACCAUCUUUAAGUGUUGGGCUGGGCUCCUCCCUGUUGCUGAGCAGCAGUUAGUGAUGCUAAACUACAUGCUUGCUAUUUAUAGAAAACUUGCAAAAAACAACGAAAGUCUUCCCUGAAAUCUCAGGCUCCACGCUGCAUGUUAGCACCAUGCUCAUUGGUGGGACAUCCAUGACCCUUUGAGCUGCAUUAUCCUCGCAGCUCCAGUGCAGCGAACCCGUCCUGGCUGCUCACCUGUUGCAUUUGUGGGAAAAAGGAAAAUUGUGUACAUUUGAUUUUUUUCCACCAACCAUCUCCUUUAAGAGGCGCUCUGUUCCAUUCCAUCGCAUUGCAUUGCGUUCCAUCUAAUCUGUCCAUUCUUCUUGCAUUUUUGGCGCUAACGAAGGAGAGAAUGUUUGAAGGUGUCGGGUAUUUGAUCUUCCUUUCCCUCCGCCUGCCUUCUAACCUCUGGCUUUUAACCUUCUCACCCCAGUUCCCCAGGGUCAGGAUCUCCGAAUGCGAGACGAGAGGACUCCGACGGCCAUCUGAAUAAAUGACUCACUUGCUGUUUUAUGUUUUACUGUAUUUUCAGUUUGUUUACCAGCCUUUUAUUCAUCACGUUUACAAGCCGAUGUUUACUGCUAGAGACUAUACUGUAAAAGAGAAACGUGUGAUGGUGUUGUGAUUGUGAUUGUAGCAGUUUUGUUACCUCUUGCAAUAAAAGUUUGCGAACUGGCGUGUUGAGUGAUGUGUGUUGUGAGUGGUGUGUGAUGUGCGGGGUGUUGCAGGCAUGACUGCAUGCGGGGUUUGUGGUGGAGGUGUGGAUUAACCCUUAGAAGUCUGGAGUCAUUGGCUUGUUGCUGUAAUAUUUAAAUGGAACUACAUAAUGAGUUACACUUGCAUUCAAUUUGCAUUCAAUCGACCUGCACUCAACAUUUUUCUGCUUUGAUGUGAAAAGGAUUCUUUCUCUGAAAUCUGAAAUGAGACUGUACAGCAGUGCUGGGGUUAGUAAGUAUAUAUCAUGGUGUGUGGAAUACAUAUAUACAUACACACACACACACACACACAC
Molecule: messenger RNA, 7304 nt
Organism: Pygocentrus nattereri (red-bellied piranha)
Lineage: Eukaryota; Metazoa; Chordata; Actinopteri; Characiformes; Serrasalmidae
Gene: rock2a
Product: rho-associated, coiled-coil containing protein kinase 2a
Exons: 32
Coding region: 724-5118 (1464 amino acids)
Biological process (GO): embryonic morphogenesis; peptidyl-threonine phosphorylation; cortical actin cytoskeleton organization
Cellular component (GO): centrosome; cytoskeleton; cytoplasm
Molecular function (GO): ATP binding; small GTPase binding; Rho-dependent protein serine/threonine kinase activity
Source: RefSeq, a predicted model, not a curated record